CCGUGAUUCAGUAACUCCCUAGUUUCUUGCAUCGUGAAGAUAUAUUCUAUGUUCGCGUCGUUCGUAAUGGAAGCAAACUCGAAACCUGUCGUUGUUCGUCUUCCUGACGUCGAACUGCCCCCUGAACUUCAACAAAUGGUAGAUGAAGCUGACAUCGAGAUGAAACCGGUCGAUCCUAACAAAGUUUCUCAAAUGAGCGAAGAAAGUACUCGAAGAGUUGCAGGAAUGAUGCUUUACGCAUAUUGUGAAAUAAACGGAGAGUUGAUGGAUUGCUUUCCUAAUCUCAAAGUAAUCAGUAAUUUUGGUGCUGGUGUGGAUAAUGUUGAUGUAGUGGCGGCCUCUGAACGUGGAAUUGCUGUGGGAAACACUCCUGGAGUUUUGUCAGAUUGUACAGCAGACAUGGCAUUCGCUCUGUUAAUGGCUUCCGCGAGAAAUAUAGUGGAAGGAGACAAAAUUUCUAAAAGUCCCGAAACUAAACAGGUCAGUUUUAAUUUUGAUAAAGGGAACGAUCAGUAACUGAUUUUCAGGGUUUUUGUUCAAACUAGUAUAUUAUUGUAAGCCUCUGUUCAGUCAGGAGGUUUCGUGAUUGCUAAGUACGUGUAGCCGUUUCUCCUUGGGGGGAGGGUACGGUUACACCUGAGCUGCGUGAUUUGCGUGACAGUUAGCGGAAUCGAACGAGCAGGCCCUCUAAAUUCACGAAAAGGAAAAAAAAAGGAGGGGGAUUGGCUUUUAGGUUGUACUAGUAACAGUUAAAGUAGCUUAUUAUGCUCCUAGCAUUGCUCGGAUUUUUUCCAAAUUAUGCUUUGCUUUCUCGGUUUUGAAAAUCAAGCUACUCUUUCUUAAAUUAUGCUUUUCAAAAAAGAAACGCAAAACAAGUCCAAAUUAUACAUUUAUUGUUAAUAUCUUCUUUAUUUUGGGUUAUAUACUCGCUCUGAAAAAAACACAGUCAACAACUACACCUAAUUACAGACUAGAAACGGAGACUCCAUGUAUCUGUUAGCAUCACGUUUCUCUUCGACACCAUUUUGUUGCCUAUAAAACGGGAACUGGCAUCGAAGGCCACGGGGGUGGUUGCCGAGGACUCAUCACCAUUAAUUUUGGUUGUCGAAUAGUCGUCAUAAUUGAUGAAAAACAACUAACUUUUUGGUGUAUCUUAUCUUACUCUUGUCAUAGAUCUCUUACUUGCAUGGUUAUUACGGCAGGAGGGUGACCGGAUCAACCAUCGGAAUUGUUGGUAUGGGCGGGAUUGGAAGUGCUGUGGCUAAACGAGCCAAUGGAUUUGACAUGAGAAUUGUGUACCACAACAGAAACAGACGAGAAAUCGAGGAGAGGAGAUUUGGUAAGAUUACAAUAAAAUGUUUAUGAAGUAGCGUCGCUGCAGCUCCCUUAAGAGGAGUGAGGUCUUAAAUUACUUGUUCUGAAGUAUUUGUUAAGGGGGGAAGACUUAUUUGUGUAAAAGAUGAACAGGGUGACUUGGAAUUUUUAAACUGAUAACAGGAGCUAAGCCAAAGAAGAAGUGACAUCUGUAGGAACUUGUCUUUAUUUAUCUAGUUAGUUAUUUAUCUGCGAUUUUUAUACAGGCUGGCCCUUUUUACUUUUAAAGCUGGUUAAGUGAGGGCCUGUAUAAAAACUGACAAGGCUAAAAGACAGGCCUACAGUUUAUCGUCCUUAAUCCAGAAGACUAGAAUUUCUAACCAUUUGUGGAUACCAUAGCAAAGGCAGCACUUUCUCCUCAGUUAUUUUCAGACCCUAAGUGCUGGUCCGGUUUGGUGUGAGUCUAGUCCAAAACCGGAGCUUUCCAUGCGCGGUACGAUGUCGUCCAUUGAGGCCCUUGAACCAAGUAAACCACUUGAAUGCAGUCUAUACCAGUCUAUGCAACUUUAGGUUGACAAACUGUGUCCAGCUGACUUUCCAUCAAACACUUCUCGAACUUCUGUUUACCACCUCUUUACAGGUGCUCAAUACUGCAACACUCUAGAAGAGCUGCUCUGUCAGUCAGACUUUGUAGUGCUGUGCACUCCUCUAACUGAAGAAACAGCAAACCUGAUAACAAAAAGGGAGUUAGCUCUGAUGAAAUCAACAGCGACACUUGUUAAUAUCGCACGUGGAGGAAUCGUCAAUCAAACUGACCUGAGCGAAGCGCUGCAGAGCGGAGUAAUAAGAGCUGCUGCGAUGGACGUCACAGAUCCCGAGCCCCUGCCUAGAGACCAUCCGUUAUUAACACUUCCUAAUGUUAUCAUUACGCCGCAUAUGGGAUCAACAACUGUCUACACAAGAAUGAAAAUAAUGGAAGUGGUUUUGAUGAAUCUAAAAGCUGGCUUGAAUGGAGAGAUGUUGCCCUUCAGGUUUAAUUAAAGAGCUUUCAGGAAGGAGGGACGGAGUUCGCAGUCGGAAGUGUGCACUAGUAAAGGAAUGGUUGUUGGAAAAUAACUAUCCACUGAACUGCCAAAGUCGAUGUAGUAUACAAUGGGUGGAUGAGUGCGACUUAUACUUCGUUUAACGUAGUUUUGUCGCCAUCGUGGAUUAACAACCGAACUGACUCCCCGAGGCCAUUUUCCUGCACUCAUUCUUGACUCCUUUCGCUUCGCUUUGAAUACACUUGUCAUGAAUACAGGGCAUGCUAGUCUCUCACGCCUGACUAAUAAAUCAGGAGUAUUUAUUUAUCUGUAAUUAUAUUAUUUGUUAGCUUUAUUCAGAUAAUAGCGGUAUUCAGUGACACUCUGUGUUCAUUAAAUUAGCACCUUAAAGGUAGAGAUUUAAUCUCGAUCUGUAACUUUGCUAACUUCUUUUUAGAGGGCAUUUGGAUACCGGCAGGACAGCGAAUAAAUCAGCAUGGUGUGGACUGAAAAUUCACGUUCUAUGAUAUCAAUAAAGUUCCCAUACACUUUAUGCCUAUUUCCUCCACCAGUGAUCAAUUUUCUUCAUCCUGAGAGAUAUGUUUUAUUCAAUCUAAAUGCUAGUAAUUUUUUAGGAGAACGAACUGAGUUAAAAGUCGAUAGUUAAUAACUGCUCAUCGAAGCUGAAGUGUCUAGUGGUUGAUAAUACCGAACCGCAAAGCGGCGGGGUAAAUAUCCACCGCUAGCCACCGACACUGAGUUCAGGUGUUGUUUUAUAAAAUAAUUCAAAUAGUACGCGCGCUCUGAUCGGCCUUAAAACCAUUUUACAUGAGCGUAUGUAAACACGGUUUUCGUUCCUCCUUCAUUAGUUAUUUUAUAAAAGAAAUGUGCAUAGCAAAAUGGGUUUGAACCGAACACGACAGCCAUCAAUUGAAAAUAUGUCUUAGACCUGAUCGAAUUAUAAUCACCCUUAAAAUUUUAAGUAGGGUUUAAAUUUAAAGUUGCAUCUCUUCAUGCGGCUUACUGGUAUGAUUUUUUUCUACGAUAUUUUUUUAAAAGGUUUGGGAAAUUUUGUUUUGGCCUUUUUCAGUUUUCAUGUGAUCCGAAGUUUUCUUGAUGUAUUUUAAUAGCGAUAGCGAUAAUCAGGUAGAGGUAUGUUCAACCAGUCUCGAGCGAGCGAGCGAAAACAUUCGAUGGAUCACAAUUAUUAUUAUUACUACGGUACUAGAGGCUGUGGCAAAAGUUUUUAUCACUUUGACCAUAUUAUCUGUAGAUUGAUUGUAAUGUUUUUGAGCCACGUAUUAUUUUUUGUGGCAGGUGUAGAAUGCGAUGAUAUUUUGAUAUUCAUAUGGUAUAUUGAAGGCCAAAAGAUUAUUAGCCUUUUGUUUAUUAAGUACUACUCCCUUUGAAUAAAGAGUUUACUUACUAACUAUAUGUAAAUGAUUAAUAAUGGUAAUUGAACUGAGUAGAGUGCAAUUUGGGCUGAAAUCAUACACGUGAUUUGAAAAUCGAACGGGCACACAGUGCGAGUUCAAUUUGAAAUCGCAAGUAUGAUUUCAGACCAAAAUUGCACGACACAAGGUUCAAUUACCACUUUAUUACAUCCAUUUUGAAAUCGCCUAAAUACAGGACUUGAUCAGUUCAAAUAUUUUAUCAGAUGUAGUAUUGAGCUGGUCAGAAAUUAAAUUCAUCAUUUUUGGAGGGGAAAAAGCAAGAGUUUUGGAAACAAAAGUUGCAAAAUGAUACUCUUUGUCUUUCAUUUUCUUGCAAUGUGAUUGGUAACUUUAAAUAAGCCUUGAAAUCUGAUUGCUUGUUUUCUUUUUAGUUGAACCUCCUCAUUGGCUGGGAAAAAGGUGUGAUUUAAAGCAAAAAAUGGUGCGAUUCGUGAAUAAAUCGCACCCAUUAGAGCCAGUCAGAUUACAGGGACCACUAGUGAUUUCAAAAUGGGC
Pocillopora meandrina is the source of this 4285-nucleotide messenger RNA. The record is from the annotation of a GenBank genome assembly. Lineage: Eukaryota; Metazoa; Cnidaria; Anthozoa; Scleractinia; Pocilloporidae.